Hypomesus transpacificus is the source of this 3651-nucleotide messenger RNA. Its product is annotated as coiled-coil domain-containing protein 158-like. The record is from RefSeq and is a predicted model, not a curated record. The coding region runs from base 230 to 3391 and encodes 1053 amino acids. The transcript has 24 exons. Lineage: Eukaryota; Metazoa; Chordata; Actinopteri; Osmeriformes; Osmeridae.
UGCUGUUUCCAUGGUGACUUGGUAAGGCUUUGUUACUGCUACCACCAACUACUGCUGGUGGAUCAACUGGAGUCUGCCCGAGUAAACACUUGGCCUAGCACUAGAGCUACUUAUCUAGUGAGUCAUUUUCAACAAGGAUGGCGUUUCGACGUCAACAUUCGAUUCGAGUCAACAAUGUACCCUAUUGACUCAAAAUUUUCAUGAGGCUUUCCUUAAAUCUUACACAGUUAUGAAUGACACAAAUAACAUGGACGACGAUCUCCCAAAAACAUUCACCAAUCUGGAUACGUUUAGUGAAGAGCUCGAAAAACAAACUAAAGAGACCCAGCGGCUACAAGCAGAGGUGGAAAACGCAACUAAACGAACUAUGGAGAGGAUAGGACACAUGUUUACUACACACAGCACCAACAACACAGCCUCUCAACUCAGUUACACACCCAUGUUAGUUAUGGACGGGUCAUCGGAAAACAGUUCUGAUGUUCCAUCAUCCUGCCGUCAGUCUGUGAUCCAGCCUCUACCCUAUGGCCUGGAUGGUCUGGACCUGGAGGUGGCCCCUCACAGCGUCCCCUUCCCUAGGAAGGAUGUGUUGGAGAAUGCAAUAGCGGACUAUUCUCAGCAGGUUUCUGAUCUCCAGAAGCAACUUAGUGAGACACACGAACAACAUGAACGGCAGAACUUCUCUUUCCGACAAUCCAUCGUCAAACUGCAGACUAAGUUGCUGCAGGUCCAGAUGGAGAAAGAUGCCAUAGCUGAUCUACGGGCGAAAGAGACUCGAAAACACUCCAGCCAGAUGGGGAACUUGCAGGCGACAAUCAUAGAGCUACAAGCCACCAAUCCAUGUGGAGAUCAGAGGCUUUUAGAGAUUGAGGUGGAGGCCAACGAUUUAAGCAUGAAAGCAAAGUCCAUGGAACAAGCCGUUGACAAGGUGUACUCUACACUGUCGGUUUAUGAGAAACGGCUCGGUAACACCUCUUGCAUCGGCAAGGAUGUGGCCGACAGAGGUCCAGACUCGCUGACGGCGGCGGUGGAGCGAGUGCUGCAGAACUUGGAACAGGAGAACCGCAAACUGCGAGGAAGACUCCUGCAGGCAGAGGAGCGGCUUGGAUCUCAGGAAGAGCAAUGCCAGGGGACAGAAGAGGUUAAUGUCAUGGAGCAACAAGAGAGAAUGGAGCAGCUCAUUACCAGUCAUGACCAGAAGGUGGCGAUACUGAAUGAGAAAUUGAGCAGCUCUAUAAGCAGUGCCUCCAAUUUACGUGUCCAGUUGAAUUUGUUACAAAAGCAGGCAGAAAGCCAGGCCCUGAUCCACAAGAAUCAGGUCACUGACCUGGAGUACGCUCUUACCAUCCUUCACUCAGACCAGCAAGAUGCCCAGAGGGUUCAUGCAGAGAAGGUGGGGUGUUUGGAGAAGCUGCUGGCCCAGAGCCAGUCUCAGGCAGAGGAGGCCCAGAGAGGGAGAGACCUUGCCCUUCUGCAGGCACAGGAGCAAGAGUCCGAGGUGGAACGGGCCCGCGAGGAGCUGUCUCAGGAGAAGGAGCGCAGCGGUCGGCUGUCGGAGCAGGACAGGGCCCACAGCGAGACCAUCGACCGGCUCCAGUGGGAGCUGGGGCAGAGGAGCCUGGGGGUGCAGGAGUUGCAUGCCCUGGUGGGCGCCCUCCAACAGGACUGCCUGGUUCAGAAGGAGGCUCAGCUGUAUGGGGACAAGCUGCAGCAGCGGCUUCAGCAGGAGCUAGGCGCCGUGCGGGCGGAGCUGGAGAGGGCCCGGCGGCAGCUGCGGUGCGGGCAGUCCGAAGCGCUGACCCUGCAGGGCCUGGCGGGGGCGCGGGAGGCCGAGGGCCAGCGGCGGCAGGCCCUGCUGGAGGAGGAGCUGCAGCGGAGGCAGCAGGAGGCCCGGCAGGCCGGGGCCAGGCUGGAGGAGGUCCAAGGAUGCUGCCAGGCACUCGGGGCCCAGACGGAGGUGCUCCAGCGGGAGCUGGAGGAGGAGAGGGACCGACUCAGCCAGCAGCUCAGCGAGCGCAAGCUGGAGAUCAAGCAGCUUAAGACGGAGUUGGAUCAGCGCGAUGCGAGGCGGUCCGUGCUGGAGCAGAGGUGCCGUCAGCAGCAGAAAGGCCUGUCGCAGCAGAGCCGCCGGGUCGCGGAGCUGACGCAGACCAAACAGCAGCUGACUGCUACACUGGAGGGGCAGUCCAUUCAACUGCUCAGCCUCACAGCGGAGCAAGAGGAGUUGAAGAGGCUUCUCAGCAGUGCUGUCGAGGAGCACGAGGGCGUGGCGGUGAAGCUGAGCUCCCAGCUGCAGAGCACCAGAGCGGAGCUGGACCGGGCCAGGGGCUCCCUGAGGGCCUUGGAGGGUGCGGACGGCCACGGAAUGAGGGUUGCCAUGGGAAUGCAGGAGCAGGUGACUGCCAAGCGGGAGCAGGUGGACUCUCUCCGCGGGAGGAUCCAGCUACUGGAGGAGACGUUGGAGAAACUGAGUGAUGAGAAGCGCCACCAGAGUCUGGAGGGCAGGCGUCAGGCCCAGGAGAUGGCCUCCGUCAGGGAGGAGAAGAGAGGUCUGCAGGCGGAGGUGGAGACCCUGCGCUGCCUGGAGAGGGAGCUUCGCCAGAAAGUCGCCAAACUGGAAACGGCCCUCCACAAGAUGUCUGAGAGCUUCGUUGACUGCCAAGACCACUUCCAGACGCAGGAGCAGGAGUUCAUGCGCCUGAAGCUACAGCAUGCUCUGGAUCUGAAGGAGCUGCAGGGCCAGACCCGGAGACCCCCGGGCUGUGGGGCCCAGAGGGAGUCCCCCAGCAGCCCAGCAGGCGUGGCUGCUCUACCCUGCACCGCCCCACACUGCUCCAGAGGCCUUCCGGAGUUGGGGCCCCCGAUGCUUGAGGAAAACCCUACUCUGGAGCUGAGGUCUCUAGUCAAGGAGCUCCAAGGUGUCAUUUCUGAGAACCACAGACCACACACCACCACCAGCCACAGCAGCAGCCUCCACAGAAGGUCUGCUCCAGACAGGGUGUUCGCUGGGGCCACGCUCAAUGAGGUGACCAAAGGGACGAAGGAGACCAUUGAGCUGUAUCUUCCUCACACACCUGAUGUGGAUGAGCGAAAUGAAAGCCGCACCUGGUCAAGAGAAAGCCCCAAGGUGUGUUACACGACAUCUCUGCCGAGCUACACCACCUCCCCUCAGGCCGUGUUGCCUGGCCGCAUGUCCCCAGUUCACUCUCUACUCACCUCCGAGCCCAGUAACGUGUCUCGCUCACAGAGGAGCCCAGCUGCGGGGCCUCUCGAAGUGGCCUGCUCGCACGCUGACCUGACCAGCCGUGCGUGCAAAGGCUUGCACGGAAAACUGGAGAAUCUCCAAACCAAGGUGGAGGACUACAAAUACACAACCAAGAGAUGUCUUCCAUGAUUAAAGUUCAGGACAGGAGGAUGAGGAGGGCCAUGGACAAAGAAAGACGACAGCAAACAUAGCACUGAAUGUCUGCUUCUGUGAUGAACUUAAACGUAUAUUUAAAAUAAAAAGGUCUGUUGUGGUCAGUUAUCUUUUUCCACCAUCAUCAUUAAGGCAGACAGCAAAAAAAAGUGGCCCUAUUUAUGACAGUAGAGAAAUGUGCUUCUGUUGCAGCCUGUAAAUAAUGAAAUAGUUAAGAUAAGCGGUCUGUACAUGUC